GCCGCUGCGCGAACAUGGCUGCCACCGCGGCCGUAAAGAUUGGAAUUAUUGGUGGAACGGGCCUGGACGAUCCAGAUAUCUUAGAAGAAAGAACAGAAAAAUAUGUUGAUACUCCCUAUGGCAAGCCAUCAGAUGCUUUGAUAUUGGGAAAGAUAAAAAAUGUGGACUGUGUACUGUUGGCAAGACAUGGAAGGCAUCAUACUAUUAUGCCAUCAAAUGUAAAUUACCGUGCCAAUAUCUGGGCAUUGAAAGAAGAGAACUGUUCACAUGUUCUAGUGACUACUGCUUGUGGUUCAUUACGAGAAGAAAUACAACCUGGGGAUCUUGUCAUAAUUGACCAAUUCAUUGAUAGGACAACUAAAAGACACUGUACUUUAUAUGAUGGUCAGUCUUGCAGUCUCUCAGGAGUAUGUCAUAUUCCAAUGUCAGAGCCAUUCUGCACCAAAACCAGAGAGGUUCUUAUUGAGAUUGCAAAGAAACUUGGGCUCCAGUGUCAUUCCAAGGGGACAAUGAUCACCAUUGAAGGCCCACGCUUCAGUUCUCGAGCAGAAAGCUUGAUGUUUCGCAGCUGGGGAGCUGAUGUUAUCAACAUGACCACAGUGCCUGAAGUGAUUCUUGCAAAAGAAGCUGGAAUGAGUUAUGCAAGUAUUGCUAUGGCAACAGAUUAUGACUGCUGGAAGGAGCAUGAAGAAGCAGUUUCGGUGGAUAAAGUUUUAAAGACACUGAAAGAAAAUGCAAACAAGGCUACUAGCAUCCUCCUGACUGCUAUACCUCAGAUAGGUUCCAUGGAAUGGACAGACACCCUGCACACCCUCAAAACAACUGUGCAGUGUUCAGUCAUUCUGCCAAAGCAGUAGCUGCCUGGAUGGACUCUGAGGUUUGGAUCAUCAGCAGGAAGAGUGGGCUGCUUUUGAGUUUUCUGACCUUACAUAUUUGAAAACUGUUUAAAGCUUGUUAGAAUGGUUUAAGCCUUAAGAAUAAUAGUGCAUAAGUCAGCUUUUUAAAUGGCUAAAGUUAGAUUUUAAGUAUGUUUUUAGCUUGGAAUAUGUUUUUCUAUCUGACUUCAUGGGAUCGAAGAAAGCAGAUUCAUCUACGUGUACAUUAGUUGCUUUGUUGUUUCUGCCUCAUAUUGUUUCCUUUAACAAUGACAAUAGUUGUCAUUCAUUUCAGAAACAAACCGGAAAAGUUGAAUGUGAUAUUUCAAAAUAAACUAUUUUUAUACAUUAUCCAUAUUUUCAUUUCAAUAUUUUUUUAAUACGUAGGUUUUUUUUUUCAGUAGUGUGCUAGAAGAAAUAGCUUAAUAAUCAUGGUACUUUCACAGCAGCAGCUGUGAGCGAUUAAAAUGUUAGCAAAUGCCUAAGCCAAGUUUGUGCUAGAGAUGUACUUAUGUGACCUAAACAAGUAUAUGAGAAUUGUCUUCUUCUCUGCCACACCUCUGCCCUGUUCCGGUGUGCUGCUGCUUCGCAGGUCUGGACAGCUCUGUCUGGAGUUUCUGUUUCAAGUGAUGAAUGUAUUGAGUGCUUUGAAUGUUUGUAUUCAUUAACGCACAGUGAUGCUUCAAUAAAGGAACCUUCUUUUUCUUGUUUAAAAAAUAAAUGAAACCUAUGCUUCUCCA
Gallus gallus (chicken) is the source of this 1615-nucleotide messenger RNA. It is a transcript of the gene MTAP, whose product is annotated as methylthioadenosine phosphorylase. Gene Ontology annotation, biological process: nucleoside metabolic process. The coding region runs from base 15 to 857 and encodes 280 amino acids. Gene Ontology annotation, cellular component: cytosol. The transcript has 8 exons. The record is from RefSeq and is marked validated. Gene Ontology annotation, molecular function: S-methyl-5-thioadenosine phosphorylase activity. NCBI's taxonomy places the organism in Eukaryota, Metazoa, Chordata, Aves, Galliformes, Phasianidae.